This is a messenger RNA of Mirounga angustirostris (Northern elephant seal), 2378 nucleotides long. RefSeq names its product transcriptional adaptor 1 (gene TADA1). The record is from RefSeq and is a predicted model, not a curated record. The transcript has 8 exons. Gene Ontology annotation, biological process: regulation of transcription by RNA polymerase II. The coding region runs from base 215 to 1297 and encodes 360 amino acids. Gene Ontology annotation, cellular component: SAGA complex. Gene Ontology annotation, molecular function: transcription coactivator activity. Lineage: Eukaryota; Metazoa; Chordata; Mammalia; Carnivora; Phocidae.
AGGAGGACGACUGAGAAAACAGCGAAUUUGCCUCCUCACUUUCUCUUCAGGAAGGCGGGCGGAGCCGAAAACCAAAUAAACGUCUUCUGAGCGACUGGGGGCGGGACAGACCGGAGCCGACCGAGCCUCCAGCGCCGACUCUCGCCGAAUUGGUUUUUCGGUUGUUGGUCACUGUGGCAGAGCCGUCUGCGGUCGGGCUGAGACGUGGGGAGCAAUGGCGACCUUUGUGAGCGAGCUGGAGGCGGCCAAGAAGAACCUGAGCGAGGCCCUGGGGGACAACGUGAAACAAUACUGGGCUAACUUAAAGUUGUGGUUCAAGCAGAAGAUCAGCAAAGAAGAGUUUGACCUUGAAGCUCAUAGACUUCUCACACAGGAUAAUGUCCAUUCUCACAACGAUUUCCUCCUGGCUAUUCUUACGCGUUGUCAGAUUUUGGUGUCUACACCAGAGGGUGCUGGAUCUUUGCCCUGGACGGGGGGUUCUGCAGCUAAACCUGGAAAACCAAAGGGGAAGAAAAAGCUUUCUUCUGUUCGUCAGAAAUUUGAUCAUAGAUUCCAGCCUCAAAAUCCCCUCUCGGGAGCCCAGCAGUUUGUGGCAAAGGAUCCCCAAGAUGAUGAUGACUUGAAACUUUGUUCCCACACAAUGAUGCUUCCCACUCGGGGUCAGCUUGAAGGGAGGAUGAUAGUGACUGCUUACGAGCACGGGUUGGACAACGUCACCGAGGAGGCGGUCUCAGCGGUUGUCUAUGCGGUGGAGGUUGGUUUGCUGGUGGCAGAAACAAUCUUACAGAAUCACCUUAAAGAUAUAUUGACAUCAGUUGUGUCAAGAAGGAAAGCUUAUCGGUUACGUGAUGGUCAUUUUAAAUAUGCCUUUGGUAGUAAUGUAACCCCACAGCCAUACCUGAAGAAUAGUGUAGUAGCUUACAACAACUUAAUAGAAAGUUGCUCAGUUGUCUCCUUCCUAGUUCCUGGCUUUGUUUUCAGUCCUCCAGCCUUUUCUGCUCCGUGUGCUGGUCUGAACCCAGCUUCUCACCCGCCCCCGGACGACGCGGAGCAGCAAGCCGCACUCCUGCUGGCCUGCUCGGGGGACACUCUCCCCGCAUCGGUGCCUCCAGUCAACAUGUACGACCUGUUCGAAGCUUUGCAGGUACACAGGGAAGUCAUUCCUACACAUACUGUAUAUGCUCUCAACAUUGAAAGGAUCAUCAUGAAACUGUGGCAUCCCAAUCAUGAAGAACUGCAGCAAGACAAAGUCCACCGCCAGCGCCUGGCGGCCAAGGAAGGCCUGUUGCUCUGCUAAAUUAGGGUGAUUUGAGGGUAUGGGACCCUCAGCAAAUUCAUUGGUUAUUGAGAAUUGAAUGUUUUUUGGGCCCGCAUUUCAAGACUGAAGUGUAUAGUGUAAAUAUAAAUUUUCCUAUGGAAAUGUGACACUGAGUACAUUUUGUGUUGCUACUGUGAAGCCAUUAAUAGAAAUCUGACUUUGAUAAUGACCCAUAUCUCUGUAUGUAUAUAUGUGUUCCCAGUUACGGGAGUAAGCACUGAUAAAAUUCUGUGCCCGGAAUAGAGAUGUUUUUAGGCAUCUGAGGCUUAGUAUCCUGUGGUCUGCAUGUGAGGUAGAUGACCUCCUAGAACAAAGAAGCUGUUAUAACUUAGUCUCCAUGAUCAGCAGGACAUCUGUGUGUUCAGUGACAGCAUAUAUUCUGUAUCCAGCAAGCCUAAAAUUUCUGCCUUUCUUCUAAAUAACUGUGCUCUUGCAUUUUGGCUAAAAUAAUCCACACAGUGUUAAAAAUCAUAUACCUCCUUUAGUGACCAGUUUAAUUCUUAACAGAUAGAGGUAUCUCCCCCAAAGUUCAUUACAACUCCAUAGAGAAUAGGACCUGGAAAUGCUGUGCUGUUAGACAAAAUAAAGUCCUUUCUUUGCAUUAAAAACCAAAAUAAAAACCCUGGAAUGUAAUUAAUUAACCUUACAAAGUUUUUUUCUCAUAACUUAAGUUUCUUUUAUAGUUAAUAUGCCCAAAGACUUUGAUUGGCAAGUUCAUAUGUUGAUUAUUCCUAUAGAACAUGUUUUAAAAAGCCCAUGUAGACAUACUGGAUUUAUACUUAGAAAUUCCCCAAUUCCUAUGCAAUAUCUGUUUCUCUCCUUUAUCAGAUGAUAAAGUGAAAAUAAUUUACAUUUGGCAGUGUUACUAAUAACAAAGUUUGUUUUUUUAGAGGUGAUGCUUUUUACUCAAAAGAUAGUAUUGGUGGUUAUAUUAGAAUGUACAGAUGGGUUGUGUAGGUCUAAGUGGUUUAUGUAUAUAUAUGUAUACAUGGCUCAGUAUUUGGGUCUGUGUAUUUGAUUUUGUACUUUAAAUGUGACAAAUAAACCUUUUGGGAGAAAA